CCCAUCCCCUCGGCCGCCUCCUCCGCCUGGCGCGAGACUCCGAGAGCUGUAUUCAGUAAGCACUUAGUUUGGAAGGAGAGGUGAUCCGAAUGGCCCGGCUCCUGCUACCAGGCUAGGUACAGUACUUUAGCCGCCCAGGUGCUAACCUGAACCUGGUUCAGCCCUUUCUGACCAACACUGUUCACGCACGGUGGAAGGGACCAAGCAGCCAAAUGGAGACACCACCAGUCAGUCCAAUGGGAGAAAAGGACACCUCUCAACCACAGCAAUGGGAAAAGAAGCCCUGGGAGAACCUUGAUUCAACUACUCAGAUUAGGCAGCAGCUCCAGGACCCUCCUAGUGAAACCCUUCAUCUGGGAGUGAGCCCAGAUCCAGUCACCCAAAUUCUAGAGAAUACUCAAGGAACUGAAAAACUUGUCUCUGAACUUGAAGGAGACUCUGAUAAGUCUCAUGGAUCAACCAGUAAGGUGACAGAGGGCCUUCAAGCUUCUGAUCUCUGGUACUGUCCUGAUGGAAGCUUUGUCAAGAAGAUUAUAAUUCGUGGUCAUGGCUUGGACAAACCCAAGCUAGGCUCCCGCUGCCGGGUACUGGCUUUUGGGUUUCCUUUUGGGUCUGGGCCACCAGAGGGCUGGACAGAGCUAACUGUGGGCCAAGGGGCAUGGAGGGAAGAAACGUGGGGGGAGAUUGUAGAGAAAUGCUUGGAGUCCAUGUGCCAGGGAGAGGAAGCAGAGCUUCAGCUGCCUGGGCACUCUGGACCUCCCGUCAGGCUCACACUGGCCUCCUUCACUCAGGGCCGGGACUCCUGGGAACUGGAGACCAGUGAGAAGGAAGCCCUGGCUAGGGAAGAACGUGCAAGGGGCACAGAACUGUUCCGAGCUGGGAACCCUGAAGGGGCAGCCCGAUGCUAUGGACGGGCUCUUCGGCUCCUGCUGACUUUACCCCCACCUGGCCCUCCAGAACGAACUGUCCUUCAUGCCAAUCUGGCUGCCUGUCAGUUGCUGCUAGGGCAGCCCCAGUUGGCAGCCCAGAGUUGUGACCGGGUGCUGGAGCGGGAACCAGACCAUUUAAAGGCCUUAUACCGAAGGGGGGUUGCCCAGGCAGCCCUUGGGAAUCUUGAAAAAGCAGCUGCUGACCUUAAGAAGGUGCUGGCCAUAGACCCCCAAAACCGGGCAGCACAGGAGGAGCUGAGGAAAGUGGUCAUUCAGGGGAAGAAACAGGAUGCAGGGCUGGCUCAGGGUCUACGCAAGAUGUUUGGCUGAUUAAAAGUUAAACCUUAAAAGAGA
Molecule: messenger RNA, 1283 nt
Organism: Carlito syrichta (Philippine tarsier)
Lineage: Eukaryota; Metazoa; Chordata; Mammalia; Primates; Tarsiidae
Gene: FKBPL
Product: FK506 binding protein like
Exons: 2
Coding region: 213-1259 (348 amino acids)
Molecular function (GO): protein binding
Source: RefSeq, a predicted model, not a curated record